CUCUCACCCCGCGGGCGAGUUCUGGGAAAGCCCGGCCCAGGGCGGGGGCCCGCGCCGCCCCGCUCUGCUCGGCUCCGGGCAGCGCGCACUGCUGGGGCGAGGGACGCGCGGGCUGCGCCCCGAGCGCGGGCGGGCGGCGGGGGCGGCGGGCUGGAGCGGUGGACGGCGGCUGCGCGCCCCGCUGUGCUCCCGGGCACUUGCCCGGCUCCUGCUCGCUCCUAGGAAUCGGCUGUGCGGCUGACACUCGGUAGCCCGGACUCUCCGCGGCUCUGGGGACGCACGCGUGUGGACCAGGUCCCCAGGGACUCGCUACUCCCGCCCCGCCGCACGACUGGCUGGAGAUCUAAGGGAACUGAAAACACUCAAACUGGAUUUUAAAAUCAUUGCACAUUAACAGUAAACCACAAGUCGCAGAAUGUGAUCCCGAACAAAAGCCUUCCAAAAAACUUAGCUUCGGGCAACGGAGAAAAGAAAAUGGACCCGUUGUUUUGAAAUACUGGUGUAAAACAAACUGUUCUUGUAGGAAAUUACAACUGGAAAAUUUUGUUUGGCUCUUAAUAUACCUGAAUGAGAGGAACUGUCAGCUUGCUUCUCACAAAGACUGGAAUUAUUUGAGAUUAUCUGUUGCCUGGACAUGAUCACCAGGGAAGGGAACGCAGAAGAGUAGCUGAAGGACGCUGAUCAAGAUGACGUCCGAAGAAAUGACCGCUUCCGUCCUCAUCCCUGUGACCCAAAGGAAAGUGGCUUCUGUCCAGUCAGUGGCAGAAGAGACGAGUGAAAAAGUCUCAGAUGCUGGGAUUCCUAAGUCACGCGCUGGCAGGCAGGGUGUACUCAUCCCUCGAACCAUCUCACAGUGGAACAAACACAAGGAAGAGUCUUCUAGAAGUAAUUUGUCCAAGGUCUACUCAAUAGCGAGGGGAGGACCAGUCAGUGAUGAGAAUCACAAUGAAAAGUGCUGGGAGGGAAAUGUACCGGAUUCCACGGAAAACCACUCCGUUAACUGCAACAGCUUAGUGCAAAGCCACCAGCAUGAGCUUCCCCGGAGCCAGCUUUGUGAAGCCUGUGAUUCUGUCACAGGAGGAGACCUGUGCUUGCAGCCUGGGAUUCCUUCUCCACUGGAAAGGAAGGUGCUCCCUGGAAUUCAACUGGAGAUGGGGGACUCUCCCAUGGACGUGAGCCCUUUGGGAAAUCAGCCUGGGAUGGUGGAGUCCAGCGGACCUCGCGCUGACGGCAACACGGCGGUGUUUCAUUUCCGUUAUGAAGCUGACAGGACAAUGUCGGAUGCUUUUCAUGCCCUGUCAGAAAAAUUAAUUUUGGAUGACUGUGCAAAUUGUGUUACUCUUCGUGGGGGGCAGCAAAAUAAAAAUUACAUGGCGUAUGCUUGUAAACUGAUGGAACUGACAAGAACCUGUGGUAGUAAGAAUGGGCAGCUGAAGUGUGAGCAUUGUGCCUCGCUGCGUGAUGAAUACCUGUGCUUUGAAAGCUCCUGCCCGAAGGCGGACGACGUCUGCUCAGGUGGUGGCUUUGGCGAGGACGGCUUCGCUCACGGCCCUGAUGCCAAGACUUUUCUGAGCUCUCUGGAGGAUUUCUCUGAUAAUUGUGAAGACGUAGACGAUUUUUUGAAAAGCAAAAAGGAGCGGUCCACUUUGUUAGUCCGGAGGUUUUGUAAAAAUGACAGGGAAGUUAAGAAGUCUGUGUAUACCGGGACAAGAGCAAUCAUGAGAACUCUGCCUUCUGGCCAUAUUGGGCCGGCUGCUUGGAAUUAUGUUGAUCAGAAGAAAGCUGGUCUCAUAUGGCCUUGUGGGAAUGUAAUGGGACCUCUGACAACAAUGGACACAAGACAAAGUGGGAGCCAAAGGCUGUCUGAAGCCCAGUGGUGUCUGAUCUACAGUGCCGUGAGAAGAGGGGAAGAGACAGAAGAUACGCUUGGAUCUUUUCUCCAUUGCUCCAUACAGCUCCCAACCUCUGAGACAGUCCAUGGCAGGAUUGGAGCUGGUCCCUGCUUAAAGCAAUGUGUGCAAGACAUCGAAUGUGAGUACCGCGCCACCCUCCAAAGGACGUCCAUAGCUCAGUACAUCACCGGCUCUCUCCUAGAGGCAACCACAUCUUUAGGAGCAAGAAGCGGCCUUCUCAGUUCCUUCGGAGGAUCCACGGGACGAAUAAUGCUGAAAGAACGCCAACCGGGCAACUCUAUGGCCAAUUCCAAUCCUGUUCCUUCAAGUUCUGCUGGAAUCAGCAAAGAGCUGAUUGAUCUCCAGCCCCUCAUUCAGUUCCCAGAGGAAGUGGCCAGCAUCUUAACAGAACAGGAACAGAACAUUUACCGCAGGGUCCUGCCCAUGGACUACCUCUGUUUCUUAACCCGGGACUUGAGUUCACCUGAAUGCCAGAGAUCACUGCCCCGUCUCAAAGCAUCCAUCUCAGAAUCAAUCCUCACCUCUCAAAGUGGAGAACACAAUGCUCUUGAAGACCUUGUGAUGAGAUUUAACGAGGUAAGCUCCUGGGUGACCUGGCUGAUCCUCACGGCAGGCUCUAUGGAGGAGAAGCGGGAAGUCUUCUCUUAUUUGGUGCAUGUGGCCAAAUGCUGCUGGAACAUGGGCAACUACAACGCUGUCAUGGAGUUCCUGGCAGGCCUCAGGUCAAGGAAAGUUCUAAAGAUGUGGCAGUUCAUGGACCAGUCGGACAUUGAGACCAUGCGGAGCCUGAAAGAUGCCAUGGCUCAGCAUGAGUCCUCCGUGGAGUACAAGAAGGUAGUGACCCGAGCCUUGCACAUCCCCGGCUGCAAAGUGGUUCCCUUCUGUGGGGUGUUCCUGAAGGAGCUCUGUGAGGUGCUUGAUGGUGCCUCUGGCCUCCUGAAGCUCUUCCCACGGUACAGCUCCCAAGAAGAAGCCCUGGAGUUUGUAGCCGAUUACAGUGGACAAGAGAACUUCUUACAACGAGUGGGGCAGAAUGGCUUGAAGAAUUCAGAGAAGGAGCUCACCAUCAACAGCAUCUUCCAGAUCAUCCGGAGCUGCAGCCGAAGCUUGGAAAUGGAGGAGGAGGAUAGCGCCAGCGAAGGGAGCGACUCUAGGAAAAACUCCCUGAAGGACAAAACCCGAUGGCAGUUUAUAAUUGGAGAUUUGCUGGAUUCGGAAAAUGACAUCUUUGAGAAGUCCAAGGAGUGUGACCCUCAUGGAUCAGAGGAGUCACAGAAAGCUUUUGACCAUGGGACAGAGCUCAUCCCAUGGUACGUGCUGUCCAUCCAAGCGGAUGUGCACCAGUUCCUCUUGCAGGGGGCCACAGUCAUCCACUAUGACCAGGACACACAUCUCUCUGCCCGCUGCUUUCUCCAGUUGCAGCCUGACAAUAGCACCUUGACCUGGAUGAAGCCUCCCACUGCCUCCCCAGCUGGUGCCAGACCCAAGCUUGGUGUGCUUAGUAACGUGGCUGAGCCCGGCAAAUUCCCAUCGCUGGGCAACACUGGGGUGAGCGGCCUGGUGGAGGGAAUCCUGGACCUGUUUUCAGUGAAGGCUGUGUACAUGGGACACCCUAGCAUUGAUAUACACACUGUGUGUGUCCAGAACAAACUUAGUAGCAUGCUUCUGUCAGAGACUGGGGUGACACUGCUCUAUGGGCUUCAGACCACCGACAAUAGGUUAUUGCACUUUGUGGCACCAAAGCACACAGCCAAGAUGCUUUUCAGUGGAUUGCUGGAACUCACUACAGCAGUGAGAAAGAUAAGGAAGUUCCCUGACCAAAGACAGCAGUGGCUCCGCAAACAGUACGUCAGCCUCUAUCAGGAGGACGGUCGGUAUGAAGGCCCAACCUUGGCGCAUGCUGUGGAGUUGUUUGGUGGUAGGCGAUGGAGCACUAGAAACCCCAGCCCUGGGAUGUCAGCAAAGAAUGCUGAGAAGCCCAACAUGCAGAGAAACAACACCCUGGGCAUAAGCACCACCAAGAAAAAGAAGAAAAUGCUCAUGAGGGGAGAGAGUGGAGAGGUGACGGACGACGAGAUGGCUACCCGCAAGGCCAAGAUGUACAGAGAGUGUCGAAGCCGGAGCGGCUCUGAUCCUCAAGACGUUAACGAACAAGAAGAGUCGGAGGCCAAUGUCAUCACUAACCCUCCCAACCCCCUCCAUUCCAGAAGGGCCUACUCUUUGACCACGGCUGGGUCCCCCAACUUGGCUACCGGGAUGUCAUCUCCCAUCAGGCCAGUCUCUUCCCCCGUGCUGUCUUCUUCAAACAAGAGUCCAUCCAGUGCCUGGAGCAGCAGCAGCUGGCAUGGGCGGAUCAGAGGAGGAAUGAGAGGUUUCCAGAGCUUCAUGGUCUCAGACAGUAACAUGAGUUUCGUUGAAUUCGUUGAGCUGUUCAAGUCAUUCAGCAUAAGGAGCCGCAAGGACUUGAAAGACAUCUUUGACAUCUACUCCGUACCCUGCCAUCGGUCUGCCUUGGAGUCAGCCCCACUGUACACCAACCUGACAAUCGAAGAAAAUACCAGUGACCUUCAGCCUGACCUAGAUUUGCUGACUAGAAACGUCUCCGACUUAGGGCUGUUCAUUAAGAGUAAACAGCAGCUUUCUGACAACCAGAGGCAGAUAUCUGAUGCUAUCGCUGCUGCAAGCAUCGUGACCAAUGGCACUGGGAUUGAAAGCACAUCGCUGGGAGUAUUUGGAGUCGGCAUACUCCAGCUCAAUGACUUCCUGGUGAAUUGCCAAGGAGAACACUGCACGUAUGAUGAAAUCCUCAGCCUCAUCCAGAAAUUCGAGCCUAACAUCAGCAUGUGUCAUCAAGGCCUAUUGUCUUUUGAAGGGUUUGCAAGGUUUCUGAUGGAUAAAGACAAUUUCGCCUCAAGAAAUGACGAGUCACAGGAGAACGAGAAAGAGCUGCAGCUACCCCUCUCCUACUAUUACAUUGAAUCUUCACAUAACACCUACCUCACCGGCCAUCAGCUCAAGGGGGAGUCCUCUGUGGAGCUCUAUAGCCAGGUCCUUCUGCAAGGAUGUAGAAGCAUAGAGCUGGACUGCUGGGAUGGAGAUGAUGGGAUGCCCAUCAUUUAUCAUGGACAUACACUGACAACCAAGAUCCCUUUCAAGGAAGUGGUGGAAGCCAUCGAUCGCAGUGCCUUCAUCACCUCUGACCUGCCAAUCAUCAUAUCCAUUGAGAACCAUUGUUCCUUGCCUCAACAACGAAAAAUGGCAGAAAUUUUCAAGAGUGUGUUUGGAGAAAAGCUGGUGGCUAAGUUCUUAUUCGAGACCGAUUUCUCAGAUGACCCAAUGCUUCCCUCACCUGACCAACUUAGAAGGAAAGUGCUUCUCAAAAACAAGAAGCUAAAGGCCCAUCAGACACCUGUCGACAUCCUAAAACAAAAGGCUCAUCAGUUAGCAUCCAUGCAAGCACAGGCUUUCACUGGCGGGAAUGCCAACCCGCCACCUGCCAGUAAUGAGGAAGAGGAAGAUGAGGAGGAUGAAUAUGAUUAUGAUUACGAGUCCCUUUCCGACGACAAUAUUCUGGAAGACAGACCUGAGAACAAAUCAUGUGCUGACAAGCUUCAGUUUGAGUACAAUGAAGAAGUCCCCAAGAGGAUAAAGAAGGCAGACAACUCCUCUGGCAAUAAGGCAAAGGUGUAUGACAUGGAACUGGGAGAAGAGUUUUACCUUCCUCAGAACAAAAAAGAAAGCAGGCAGAUUGCACCAGAGCUCUCUGACCUCGUCAUCUAUUGCCAGGCAGUAAAAUUUCCAGGCCUGUCAACUCUAAAUUCAUCUGGCUCUAGCAGAGGGAAAGAAAGGAAAAGCAGGAAGUCCAUUUUUGGCAGCAAUCCUGGCAGACUGAGCCCAGGGGAGACAGCGUCAUUUAACAGAACAUCUGGAAAAAGUUCCUGUGAAGGAAUUCGACAAACCUGGGAGGAAUCUUCUCCACUCAGCCCAAGCACUUCCCUCAGCGCUAUCAUUAGAACUCCUAAAUGCUAUCAUAUCUCGUCACUGAAUGAAAAUGCCGCCAAACGUCUGUGUCGCAGGUAUUCUCAGAAACUGAUCCAGCACACUGCUUGUCAGCUGCUGAGGACCUACCCCGCAGCGACCAGAAUCGACUCCUCCAAUCCCAACCCCCUCAUGUUCUGGCUCCAUGGGAUACAGCUUGUAGCUCUAAACUACCAGACGGAUGACCUUCCUUUACAUUUAAACGCUGCCAUGUUUGAGGCGAAUGGUGGGUGUGGUUAUGUCUUGAAGCCUCCUGCCCUGUGGGAUAAAAGCUGUCCCAUGUACCAGAAGUUUUCUCCACUGGAAAGAGACCUAGACACCAUGGAUCCUGCUAUCUACUCUUUAACUAUCAUCUCUGGCCAGAAUGUGUGCCCUAGUAACAGCACCGGAAGUCCGUGCAUUGAAGUUGACGUCUUGGGCAUGCCCCUGGACAGCUGCCAUUUCCGCACAAAGCCCAUCCAUCGGAACACUCUGAACCCCAUGUGGAAUGAGCAGUUUCUCUUCCGGGUUCACUUUGAAGAUCUUGUAUUUCUUCGUUUUGCAGUUGUGGAAAACAACAGUUCGGCAAUAACGGCUCAGCGAAUCAUUCCACUCAGAGCUUUAAAACGAGGAUAUCGACAUCUUCAGCUGCGGAACCUCCACAAUGAAAUCUUGGAAAUAUCUAGCUUAUUUAUAAACAGCAGAAGGAUGGAAGAAAAUCCCUCUGGCAGUACCAUGCCAGCCUCAUUGAUGUUUAAUACUGAAGAGAGGAAAUGUUCUCAGACUCACAAAGUCACAGUGCAUGGUGUCCCAGGUCCAGAGCCCUUUGCUGUUUUCACUAUAAACGAAGGCACCAAGGCCAAGCAGCUUCUCCAACAGAUUUUGGCGGUUGACCAAGACACCAAACUUACUGCCACGGACUAUUUUCUGAUGGAAGAGAAGCAUUUUAUAUCUAAGGAAAAGAAUGAAUGCAGGAAACAACCAUUCCAGAGAGCUGUGGGUCCAGAGGAAGACAUCGUGCAGAUUUUAAACAGCUGGUUCCCGGAAGAAGGCUACGUAGGCAGGAUUGUCUUAAAGGCCCAACAGGAAGCCCUGGAAGAGAAGAGCAUCGUCCAUGAUGACAGAGAGGUGAUCUUGAGCUCGGAGGAGGAGAGUUUCUUUGUCCAAGUGCAUGAUGUCUCUCCAGAGCAACCUCGAACCGUCAUCAAAGCCCCGCGUGUCAGCACUGCACAAGAUGUGAUUCAACAGACCUUAUGCAAAGCCAAAUAUUCCUACAGCAUCCUAAACAACCCCAAUCCAUGUGAUUAUGUGCUUUUGGAAGAGGUGAUGAAAGACGUGCCUAAUAAGAAGUCUUCUACCCCAAAGUCCUCACAGAGGAUCCUCUUGGACCAAGAAUGUGUGUUUCAAGCUCAAAGCAAGUGGAAGGGUGCAGGGAAAUUCAUCCUUAAGCUAAAGGAGCAGGUGCAGGCAUCCCGAGAAGAUAAAAGGCGGGGUAUCUCCUUUGCAAGUGAACUCAAGAAACUCACUAAGUCCACUAAGCAGUCCCGAGGACUCACAUCACCUCCUCAGCUUGUGGCCUCAGAAAGUGUUCAGAGCAAGGAGGAGAAACCUGUGGGUGCCUUAGCCUCUGGUGACACAGUGGCUUACCAGCAGUGAGCAUGUGCAGCUUAUUUGUUCCAGGGAUAUGAAGGGGAAGAUCCUUGAUGAGAAGCUAUCAAGAACGAACGUGGUGGAAAGAAAUAUACUUUACCUCCAUCACAUUUAAACUGGAAAUUGAUGAUUUCUGAACUCCAGCCCUCUUCACAUCUGAUGUGAGGUUCGAGCAAAAAAACGGCACAGGGCUGCCAACCAACUUCCUGAGGAAUGAAGCAGGGACACCCAGGGCACUGCCCAGGGCAUCACAGGUGGAAAAGCCAGCCCUCAGGCUUAAGGCACCGAGCUUCACCUGCAAAGGACCAGGUGGUAAACGUUUUAGGGUUGGGGCCACAUGGCUUCUGUUCUGAGUCACCUCAGCUGCUGAGUGCAAAUGCAGCUGCUGACAACAGGUACCAGAAUGAACAUGACUGAACAAUAAAACUUUAUUUAUGGACACUUAAAUUGGAACCUCAUAUGGUUUUCACAGGUCACACAUCUUUCAAGUGUUUCUAUCACUUAAAAUUGUAAAAAUCUUUCUUAGAUUAAGGGUCAGACAAAAACACAUGUAUUUGGCCUAAGGACCAGCUUGCUGACCCCAACUUGGGAGAACUGGGAGCCAAAGGUAUAGAGGUUAGAAAACCUCGAAAAUUGGCCAUGGGUUUCAAGAGAAGUGGAAGUCUGGGGGCAUUGGAAAUGUAAAUAUGUCCUGUAAGAUUUGUUAGCAAUUACUCAAAUUAGUUCCUAUCUUGUGUACCCAGGUGCACUCUUUGGGCUGGCUUUCCUCAAAUAGAAAUGUUUCUUCGAAAGCUAUGAUUCAUAAGUCCCCAGACUGUUCCGUUUUCAGUUCUCACAAAGUGAAUUUAGAAUGAUGUACAAUUUAGUGUCUAUUGCGUUGUGAUGUCUUCAUAAGAAACCUAAAUCAUUUCUAAAAAGCAAAAGUAGUCUGAGUUGAUGUUUAAGGUAGAUUUAUUUAUUUUACAAUGUUUAUACUGACACUGUACUUGUGUAUUUAUUAGACAUAGCUUUCCUGAUAUUGCUAUGGGUGAGAAGCAUUAGUGUUUCGAUCUAUUUCAAGACAUCCUAAAAAAUAAAUCCUAUGAGCAUGAGAAGUGGGUAGAGAUCCA
Molecule: messenger RNA, 8689 nt
Organism: Mastomys coucha (southern multimammate mouse)
Lineage: Eukaryota; Metazoa; Chordata; Mammalia; Rodentia; Muridae
Gene: Plce1
Product: phospholipase C epsilon 1
Exons: 33
Coding region: 687-7586 (2299 amino acids)
Biological process (GO): phosphatidylinositol-mediated signaling; lipid metabolic process; small GTPase-mediated signal transduction
Molecular function (GO): phosphatidylinositol-4,5-bisphosphate phospholipase C activity; guanyl-nucleotide exchange factor activity
Source: RefSeq, a predicted model, not a curated record